Messenger RNA from Dreissena polymorpha, 3254 nucleotides. Its product is annotated as chondroitin sulfate N-acetylgalactosaminyltransferase 2-like. Gene Ontology annotation, cellular component: Golgi cisterna membrane. The transcript has 3 exons. The record is from RefSeq and is a predicted model, not a curated record. The coding region runs from base 1056 to 2741 and encodes 561 amino acids. Lineage: Eukaryota; Metazoa; Mollusca; Bivalvia; Myida; Dreissenidae. Gene Ontology annotation, molecular function: glucuronosyl-N-acetylgalactosaminyl-proteoglycan 4-beta-N-acetylgalactosaminyltransferase activity.
CAACAUGCUGUUUAUAUAUUUUCAGAGGCGAGGUGUUUUUUUCCAGUCUUGGUUUUUAUAAGUGGCUGAUCUUUCCAGUGGAUUUUGGGAUGGUGAUUUUGGAUUGACGCUGCAAAAGAUGUUAAAGAGAAGUCACAAAAACAAUCGCACACAAUGCUUUGAAGUAAAGUACUUUUACCAACCUUACAGAGAGAGACUGUACCAAUAGGAACUGAGAUGAAGGAAGAUAUGGGUAGAAACAGUUGAAUCUGGACUUCGCUUCCUUAUGAUCUGAGUAUGAAAGAUCAUGUUGGAAAGACACAAAUAUUGGAGUAAAACAACAAUUGUUACAAUCUAGCUGUUUGAUCUUUAAAAUAUUUUGGAACGGUAAUCAAUGAAAUUUUUUUGAGAAGUGAAUGAUUAUUUCUUUAUGAAUAGAAACAAAAAACAACAGCAAGAAGCAUGUGAAACAGGACAGGAUAAUAACCGCUUAUUUGAGGUUAAUUUGUGUAUGGUUAUAAUACACUGAAACAGGGAUUGUGGGGAUAUUCUGGUGGAUUAUAUGUUAUCACUUUGGCAAUAGAUCUAUUGUCAGUUUAUACAACAGAUCAAAAAGAACACUGGUUGAAAUUACCUUUUUUGAACCCUGAUAAAUGAUGAAAGGUGUCUAAAUGGAUCACUGUUUGAUGGUUUGUUUCCUACUUUAAAAAAAUUACCAGAAAUUAGUGUUUUAUGUGAGAAAGAUUUGAAAGGGGAAAUCAAAACUAGAAAAGCUGAACAUGCUUAAAAGAACUUUGAAGCCGAAUAUAUGUGAGGCAUUUAAUGGGUGAAAAUGUUAACAGGAUGGACAGUUGUGGAUAUUACUUGACCAUGUAUGUUACGACUGCAACGCUAUUCAUCUGAAAAAAAAAAAAAUUCAAUGAUCGAGCUGUGUCUGUGAAAUAAGUAAUGUAUAAAUCAUUUUUUAUACGUCACUUAACAAUAAUUGGAGUUUGAUAAGCAGGAAAUGGAUGGCGAUAUUACAGAUUUCUAAUAAAGGUAAUGAGUUGCUUAUUGGCUGAAAAACAACCAUCAUAAUGAAGAAAAUGUACAACAGGAUGAGCCAACAGAUGCCCAGGGUCAUUUUCCUCCUCUUCUGUCUAUCGAUGAUGUCCAUGAUGUAUGUGGCAAAAUUCGGAGUCUACAUGGACGCUCAGUUUCGAAGCGAGCGGCGCCUGGUCGAGUUCUCGAGCAAACAGCCCAGUGAGAUUGAGCGAGAUUCCUCGAGGGAAGUGGUGGCGUCCCUACAAGAGAGGAUACGUAACCUUGAGAAUCUCCUGGCAUCGACCAGUGAGAAAGCCAAGCAUCUCACUAGUCAGGUCACCAACCAAACGCUGCUGAUACGUUCGCUGCAGGAGUUUAAAAAUAGCACUGAGAAGAAUAUGGAAUCCACCUCUACCAGGGUCAGCUCAAAUACCUCUGAAAUAAUGACGGACAUUUUGAACAACGCCGAAAUUCUGAAAGGUGUCGCUUUAAAAUCUGAGUACGAGCUCAUUCCAUUUACUAAAUUUACAUUAAACAGGAUUUUUCUCGUCGAGCCAGGUUUAGGUCGAAGAGUGGUUGAAAAGCCGAUUGGAUAUAAGAGGAAGGAUAUUAACGAUGUCAUCUUGUAUGCCAUGGGUGAAUUGAACAAACGUAGGACCGCUGACAUGAAGUUGUACGAGAUGGAGGAUUUCAUAGAGGGGAUGUAUCGCACUGAACCUUUGACGGGCACACAGUACGAGCUAUAUUUCAGAGAUAUCGAUAAUUCUAAUAAAAGAUCCUCGUAUAAAAAAAUUACAGUCGUCAGACCCUUUACAACUUUGUACAAUGUUGAGGAGACUUCUAAAAACACUUCUGACACCUGGAUAAAUUUGGUGCUUCCAUUGUCGGGAAGGAAAGACGCCUUCCAGCAAUUUUUGUCUCGCUUUAUCCGAGUUGUGAUCAAUCAGGACCAACGAGUGUUUCUGACUGUGGUUUACUUUGGUCAGGACGGUCUCGAAGAUGUGAAAAAUCUCAUGACAUCCACUGCAAAAACUUAUCGAUAUAAACAUAUGAAGCUUGUUACACUAAAGGAAGAAUUUUCCAGAGGGAGGGGUUUGCAGGUGGGCGUAUUGAGUUGGAAGACCAAUGACGUUAUAUUGUUCCUCUGUGAUGUGGAUAUUGUGUUUAAUGUAGAUUUCUUGGAACGAUGCCGACUUAACACGGAGAAAGGGAAGAGGGUGUAUUUUCCCAUCGUGUUCAGUCUGUACAAUCCCAAUGUUGUGUACAGCCUUCAGGACAUGCCCAUUCCGGCGGAAAAAGAACAACUAGUCAUAUCAAGAAACACUGGCUUCUGGCGAGACUUUGGUUACGGUAUGACCUGCCAGUAUCAAUCAGACUUUAAGUCGGUGAACGGCUUUGACGAGUACAUUUCAGGGUGGGGUGGCGAGGACGUGUUUCUGUAUCAAAAAUUUGUUAAAAGUGACUAUAUGGUUAUUCGGGCCACUGAUCCGGGCAUUUUCCACCUCUGGCACGCCAAACAGUGUGACCCGAAGCUGAACUCUGAGCAGUACCGAAGUUGUAUACGUUCCAAAGCACUCAACGAGGCAUCGCAUGCGCAACUGGGCUUGUUGGCCUUCAAGGACGAAGUGCGACUGCACAAGUCGCUGGCGGGAAACCAGACUGGGCUGCCCCCUCAGAUUGGUCUGAUCGAUGGACCUUCGUUGAUCAGAAGUCACGAGGCUCGGGAACCUGUUAGAUGACACAUGAUACCUCAAUAAAUAGAGCCUUGUUCUGGAAAAACUGGGCUUAAUGCAUGUGCAUAAAGUGUCAUUCCAGAUUAGCCUGUGCUAAUCAGGCUUUUCCGGGAUGACACUUUCCCCUUUUGUUUAUUUUUUGUUUGUUUAAAGUAGGCCUUUUUUAAACGAAAAUAUUGUUAAAGCGGAAAGUUUUGUCCCUGAUUAGCCCAAAGGACUGCACAGGCUUAUCUUGGAGAACCCUUUAUGAACAUGCAUUAAGACCAGUUUUCUCAAAAUAAGGCUGAUAUAGUAGAUGGUAGUAUAUUUUUGUAAUUUUGUGUACAAUUAAAAUCACAAGUAUUUUUGUAUUUCUUAAAUCUAUUGUUAAUUGACAGAAAGCUAUUUUCUGUUUUGAAUAAUUGAACAGUGUUACAACCUAUCAAUUUAUGUUAAAAUUUUUAGAGGAAAGUUUAUAAAAAAAAUAGGUUUACAGAUUUGAUUUAUUUUAAAGACAAAUCAGUAUUUUAUUUGUUUGUG